Molecule: messenger RNA, 2556 nt
Organism: Huiozyma naganishii CBS 8797
Lineage: Eukaryota; Fungi; Ascomycota; Saccharomycetes; Saccharomycetales; Saccharomycetaceae
Gene: SBE22
Product: Sbe22p
Exons: 1
Coding region: 1-2556 (851 amino acids)
Biological process (GO): fungal-type cell wall organization
Source: RefSeq, a predicted model, not a curated record
AUGGAUGCCACAAGUCGCGGAAGUGGUCUGAAACAAAACACUUUUCCAAAAACCCAGUACAACGAGGUUUCGUUGAGGACUUUAGUCAUUUCCAAGAAUCAGAGUAACGCCACUGGGACACGACUGUCGCCCACGUCCCCCAAAAUAGGGCUCCCAUUGGGACUGGGAAAUCAACGCAGGCCGAGUGAAAAUCUGUCGUCGAAGUUCAGUAAUAUGAAAGCGGAGAUUGGCACUCCCCUGGAUACAAACAAAAUGAAGAUGGAAAACGAGUUGGCAUCUUUUGACGAAUUCUCGCCUCCCAACAAACGCUUCAUGAUGAGAAACGACAGGCCUAUCUCUGAUGAUUCCAUUGGCACAAAAACCUCAGAAUUGUUUUCGUCUCCCUCUUCUGAUUACGACUCGGGGAGGUCAUCUAUUGAACACGAGUUUGAGGCAUUGGGUAUAAGUAAAAGUAAUGUGAGGGACAGAAACUCCACGAUUUCCGAAGGUAAUUCUACUUUGAUGAUGAAUCAAAGCAAUAUCGACAUUGAUAUACACACCCCAAACAACGGCGAUGUGCUAUCAGUAUCUUCCGCGAGUGAGAAGUCCCUACAGUCAUCACCUUUGAGAACCAAACUUAUAUUCAAGAAUAAUGCAGAUGGGUCGGCGACCACUUUGAAGCAGAGUUCUUAUCGUCACGCUAAUGGCAGCGAGCCGAUUCUGCAACAGAUCUCAAGGCCGUACCAGUUGAAUGAAACGAAUACCGGUUACAACCAAUCGAAAUCGUUCAGCAACGGUGGUCCGAUUACGGCAGGAACCACAAACACAAACAUAUAUGGUCAUUCCAACAGUACAACAGCAAUUUUACCAAAUAAGAUUCCGUUAACUGCUUCCCAACGUUACAGACUUCGUAAAGAGCAGACUGAAACCUCGCUGAGAAAAUCGAUCAAGAAAAAGGAGAGGUUCUACGACGAACAAGACCCUGUGGUAGAUUUGCAAGAGGGGGAUAUUGACGAUUCUUUGAUAUGGAAUAUACCAAUGGCAUCCUUCUCAACUAGUGCGUUUUUAACUUCAUCUGGACCUAAACAUAAGCAUGUGAUGAAUCAUCAACCAAAUAGGUUGCAAAGCGGACCAAGGGAUCAAAGUGAACUGAACGUUACACCUCAAAAAGACAACAACCCGUCCAUGUAUAACAAGAACUUGAAAACCCCGGACAACUCCUUCGCCAAUGAAAAAACGACUUUUGGUAGUCUCGAUUUCUUCCAAAUGCCAACGUCACCUAUUCCUGGUAUCAAUCGGGUUUCAGAUUUCCAGUACAUUAAAAAUACGACAAAAAACCUGUCCGAUGUAUACAUUCAAAGCUCGAGUACCUUGUCUAAAUCGAAAUUGACCGAAAGAACGAAUUCGGCGGACGUCUUACCUAUCGAAUUGAAGCAAGCUAGUGAUGAAGGCCUGGAGGAUUUGAUCUUGAUAUCGAAGGAUAAAUUGGACAUGAUGAGUCACUCAAGACCGAGCUGGUUACCACCGAAGGACGUGGCCGAGAAGAGAGCGCAUGAGAAGCAGAUAUCCAAAAGCAUGAGCAUGGCGUCCAUCGACCAGCUUGACAGAACGUCGGAGCGUGAACAAAGGAUGAUAAGGGAUGAGACAAAUAAGCAAAAGUUUAUUCUGCUGUUAGAUAGGGAUAUUACACGCAAGUCUUCUUUAAAAAGUUUGAAGAAAAUGAUAUGGGAGACAGCACUCACUGCCGAUGUUAGAUCCAAGGUCUACAGUGAAGUAUUACAAGGUAACGCAAAAAUUAUCACUUCGCGGUAUUUGGAGUCAUACGAGCAAGUCCUCCAAUUAAUCAAUAAAAUGGACUUCCCCAAAAACAAAGAGCUUGAAAUAGAUCAGAGCAUCAAUCGUGUUAUUCGUACUAAGCGGAACGGGGAAGACGAAAUAUCGAAGGACUUAAUGUUGAUGUUACAAUUAAAAUCCAUUUCUUCAGCCGGUUUACUUCCUGGAGACGAAUUACUAUUCCACCAUUUCCUAUCUGACGAGUCCUUUGGGUCUUUGAAGGAUGUUUGGGAGGCUGUGAAUUUGAUUCAACUGGCGUGCUUCAAUGACGUUUGCCAGGAACAAUAUGACGAAAAGAUUGUGUCACCGAAAAGUAUCAUGGGUUCGUAUCUGCUUCGUACGGACGACUUCAAAGACGAAUUCAACCAAGACUGCUUGAACUUUAACACGUGGUGGAAUGUACUGGAACGUGUUGAUCAUACGUUAUUCAUGUGGAUUAUGGAUAUUAUAGUAGUGCACAACGGCCAGCCGUUCAGCAACUCCCCUGUAAACCCUGAAAUGUUCGCGAAAAAACCGUGGGAGUACUAUCGCUCCGCCAAAGUCAUCAGCAACUACAAAAUAUUGUUAUCGUUUAGUUUGAACAUUUUACUGAACUACCAUUUUGGUUUCAUGGACAUGAAGAGUCUUGCCACGCAGGACGACUCAAACUUCUGUAUACCGAUACCGAUGACUGAACUGAUCGAUAUGGAGAACGUCAACAGCAUUUUUGUUAGGAAAUGGCUUCAUUAUUAUAAAAAAUUCUAG